UUUUUUAGUCACUCCAUAACCAUCGUCACCAUCUCGACAAUAGCGUACAGCAUCAUCUUCGUGCUGGCCCUCGUUAAUAACAUCAUCGUACUGACUGUCGUUCAGAAAUUUCCACCGAUGAAAUCAGUCACCAAUUACUUCAUCGCUAAUUUGGCAUCGGCUGACCUUUUCGUGACCUUUCUUGUUCUACCCUUCACUCUGCUGUCAAAUAUUCUCACCGAAUGGCAUUUUGGCUGGUUUCUCUGUAAGGUGAUUCCCUACAUGCAAGCAGUAUCUAUCCUCAUAUCCAUCAACACUCUAUCGGCCGUCGCCAUUGAAAGAUUUUGUGCUAUCAUGUAUCCGGUACAAGUGAUAAUAACAAGAAAGGUAGCCAUGUAUAUUAUCGUCGUCAUCUGGAUUCUUCCAGCCUGCAUACAAAUCCCCUGGAUAUUCUUCUACAGGAUUCUGGUGGAUCGGGGCAUGACGAGGUGUACGAUGGACACAAAUGAUCCCAAUCUAUCCAUCUUCAUUCUGGCUGUCAUCGUUGUUUUCUACGUUCUUCCUCUUCUUCUCAUGUCCCUUCUCUACGCCAUCAUCGCCAUUAAGGUGUGUCGACGUGACGUGAGUUCCAUUCGAGGAUCGCAGACGGAUCGAAUGAUUCAGGCUUCGAAGACACACGUCAUUGGAAUGUUGAUGACCGUGACGUUCGUGUUUGCGUUGUCAUGGCUACCCCUCUACAUCCUACAAUUCCGCAACAUGUUCUACUCCUCACACAUGAACAAGAAUGAGUUCAAAGCCUACAAGUACAUCGUUCCGUUCGCCAAAUGGCUGGGAUCUGCCAACAGUUCCAUCAACCCACUCAUAUACUGCUACUUUAGUAAAACAUUUCGC
This is a messenger RNA of Helobdella robusta, 870 nucleotides long. RefSeq lists its product as hypothetical. The transcript is spliced from 4 exons. Gene Ontology annotation, molecular function: peptide binding; neuropeptide Y receptor activity. NCBI's taxonomy places the organism in Eukaryota, Metazoa, Annelida, Clitellata, Rhynchobdellida, Glossiphoniidae. Gene Ontology annotation, cellular component: membrane. The annotation marks the transcript as partial. Gene Ontology annotation, biological process: G protein-coupled receptor signaling pathway. The record is from RefSeq and is a predicted model, not a curated record.